This is a messenger RNA of Equus quagga, 1095 nucleotides long. It is a transcript of the gene DYNLT5, whose product is annotated as dynein light chain Tctex-type family member 5. The transcript is spliced from 5 exons. The coding region runs from base 449 to 988 and encodes 179 amino acids. Gene Ontology annotation, molecular function: dynein intermediate chain binding. Gene Ontology annotation, cellular component: cytoplasm; cytoplasmic dynein complex. Lineage: Eukaryota; Metazoa; Chordata; Mammalia; Perissodactyla; Equidae. Gene Ontology annotation, biological process: microtubule-based movement. The record is from RefSeq and is a predicted model, not a curated record.
GAGCCUCGGGGUUGCCGUCCCAGGAAAGCGCCGCGUUUCCCGCUCCGGCCCCUCACAUCUGCGGGCGAGGGAGCCGGAGGAGGGCUCGCCGGGCCGCGUCGUGAGUCCCAGAUGUCCUCCUCGCUCCUGGAGGAACCGGUGCCCCUCCAGCCCGCGGCCACCCCAGGGCGCAGGGGGGCUCAAGGCGGCCCCUCUGAGCAGUGACGAAGAGAUCCUUUACAUCCUUACGGCGGUCCAGAGGACCCCGAAGCUACUGGUCGGCCGGGGCUGGCCGAGGACUGUUUGAGGAGGUCACCCUGGAGACGGGCCGCGGAGUCCAGCGGCGGGGUGCGAGCAGACGGAGGCCUGGGAGGCGGGAGCCCCGCCCCCCGCGGUCCCGCAGUGGACGAGCCCGAGGUCUAGGAGGCCCCCGGCCGGCCGAGCCGCAGCCCCUGCCCUGCUGGAGGUUAUGAUGACGUCAGAUACGGCUAGAGACGCAGCGGCUGGCUCGUCGAAGCGAAGGGCGAGCACGUCCUCGCUGAGCAGUCGGGGAUGCCGGCGGCACGAGCUCCACGGGCGCCCCAAAGGCUCGAUGAGCACCGUGUCUUAUGUGGAUGAACCUGGCCAGCAGGACGAUGUCUCUCGCCUCACAGUUCAGCUGGAAAACACCUAUCAGCUGGGUCCUACCAAACCUUUUCCUGUGGUUGUUGUCAACCAUAUUUUGAAAGAUGUGUUAAGCAACUACCUGCAGGAAGAACGGUAUGAUCCAGAGGUCUGUAGGCAGAUGGCAAAGACGGUCUCUGAGGUUAUUAAAGGCCGGGUCAAGGACUUGCUGAUUCCGCGGUAUAAGCUGAUGGUGGUUGUUCACAUUGGGCAGCUGACGAGUCAGAGCAUACUUAUUGGAAGCAGAUGCCUCUGGGAUCCUAAAAGUGAUACCUUUUCAUCUUAUGUUUUCAGAAAUUCUUCUCUCUUUGCUCUUGCAAAUGUCUAUGCGGUUUACUUUGAGUGAUUGAAAAUAAGAAAUGUAGUUCUGGGGCCAGCCCAGCAGUGUAGUGGUGAGUUCACAUGCUCUGCUUUGGUGGCUGAGAUUUGUGGGUUCACGUCCCAGGUGCAGAC